Porites evermanni is the source of this 6261-nucleotide messenger RNA. The record is from the annotation of a GenBank genome assembly. NCBI's taxonomy places the organism in Eukaryota, Metazoa, Cnidaria, Anthozoa, Scleractinia, Poritidae.
AUGGGAGGCUUGGAGAAUAGGGGGGUGGAAGGGGUACCGGAGGCGGGAAAGGAAAGAGCAGUACAGCUGUAGGUGGGAGUUCUAAAAGGGUGGAAAGUGGGAAAAAUGGAAGAAAAUUACAAGACAAUGCCUAAUAUUUUGCAACAAAAAAGGCUCUAGGCUAAGGGAAGGAAGCCCAGAACAAAGGGUAGGGAGCCGGAAAUGUAAGAUAUGAGGGGCGGGAGGUAUGGAUGCCAGGUCAAAAAGGAUUGUGCUUGCAGACUGCUAAGUGGUCACAUAAUACAGGGUAGCCACUUAAUCUAGUGACAGAGGCUACUAGAUGUAAGACUCAAUGGUACACACUUCUCAAAGCUGUUGAACAAGAAAUGAAGCGGCUCCACCUUAUUAAAAGCCCUGUUUGGGAAACUUCUGACAUACAAAGAACUUAAAGAUGGAUAAUUUUCUUGAAACUGACAAAGACAAGUGAAAGGGUUUUGAAAUUCAGAGUAGGGACACAUGCAGCUACCACCCUAAAGGGGCCUCGGAUCUAAGACUAGUAAAUGCUAUUCCUCAUAACAACAACCUUCAAUGAAUAGUAGUAUCCACAUGGUAUGGUACUGCCACCUGUUUAGCUCAACUGCGGAGUGCUAGUCUCCUAAGUGCAAGAGGUCGGGAUUUUAACAUACCAGCGUUAACCAGACCAUCAGCCAGGAACUAUAGCAAUUAACUAAGUAAGAUCAUACUGGCAUAUACCCUGGCUUCAGAAGUCCAUUCUCAAAAUACCUAAGAUGAAGUAAACUGUGCUCAAACUAUCAGGAAUAAGAUACAAAAAAAAUAACCUUCGGAACUCAGGGUAAUACUGACAGUGAUUGAGAAAGUUGAAGAUCAGAAGAUUGCCUCUCAUUGGGCCAAGAUGUUUGGCACGUUGCGUUCUAAAAGGGGACAUAAAAGAGACCGUGAUAUUGUUUGAUAAAGGAGGGGGCAUAGGCCCCAUGUCGUACCAUAGUAUAUAUCUGUGAUGUCACUGAUCUGAAAGGGUGGUUAAAUCUCCUACACAGACAAUUUUAGGAUCAUCAUGCAAUAUACCUCUCCAAGGGGAACACUAAUGUGUGAUGACCGUAAAAACGGCUGCAGAGGAGAAUAGAGUUGAGGGUUAACUGCAUUUUUUUAUCAAAUGCUGAAAUGUGAUUUUACUUCUCUCAGCACAAGAUUAGACAAGGAAAUUAUGGCACCAGUCAUUUAUAAUUUGUGUUUUAUAUUUAAUCCUCUGUAUUUUCUUUAUCACUUCUGUUGUAGGUGAAUGAUAUUAUGGAUGAAAGAAUGUUGGGAGAGGAGGAAACUAGAUGGCUAGUGGUCGGCAUUUGCCUUUCAAAAGUUCUUACACCAGUAUUAAGAGAGGUUAUUAAAGAAGAAGUACCAAAACUAUAUCAAAAGCUCAUUCAACCACCUACAAGCAUCCAUUUACUAACAUUUGCUUCACAUUUAAGAUCCCUUCCACCUUCCUCUCACUGUUUGAACUACAUCAACAUCAACAACAAUGAAACUCGAGGACCACCAAAAAACUAUGAUUACCGUGUAAAGGAUGACGUUUCUUUUGCCAAAUUGUAUGUGAAGCCCCGCAUGGCAAGUUUUACAGCAUUUGAUGAAUCUAUAGAUACCUCUGCUGCUCUUUCCAUUUUAUGUGGGACACCAGUCUUUGUUUAUUAUGGAAUUGAUUUCUUUGCUGCCGAAGUGCGUUCUAAAGUCCGAAAUGAAUGGGGUCACUGUAAGUUUGCCACAUGGACUGAAACAUACUAUAAUAACUGUUUUCAACUGAUGGAAGACCUGAUCACAAAGUUAAGUGACCAUGUGGCUGUUGAUACUAAACAAGUUAUGGCAGAUUUGAAGGAAUGGAAGAAAAGAGGUUGGUAGGAAAUCUUGUUACAGUAAACACACAUUUCAACAAUAAAAAAAAAUAUUAUUUGCCUGGCUGUUAAUAUUUUAGGGAGAAGGAAAGGGAUGAUCGAAGGAUUUUUUGGGGGUUUGAAAUUUAUGAUUUCGGGAUUUUUGGGGGUAGAAAAAUUUUGGCAUGUUUUUUUGGGGGUAACUUGAUUAAGUACAGAUUUUGGGGGGUAUUCAAAACAAUCUGAAGAUUCGUGAUGGUUCCCAUGUAUCCCAGCCACAUAGUUCCGCGAAUAAAAUAGAACCAAACUUGUUUUGUGACUGUUUUGAUAUUUAACACAUCUGAGAAUCUGUAAAUAACUUUGUAGGGUUGUUCGUAAUGUUCUUGCCCAAGGUGGUUUUGUUUAAAACUGUCAUUAUGCAUAAUGUUAUUGUUGUAACAGAAUAUGUUCUUGGGUGUCUCAAGUGUUGUUACAAUGACCACCAGAUGUGUAGCCUGUUCCAGGCGUUCGGAUAGGAGGUGCAAAGGAAGAGAGCAAGAAAAAAAAUACCCCCUACCCCACCCCCUCGUUGUUUUUUUUCCUGCUCACAUCUCUUUGCACUGUCCCAAUGAUCUGAACGCCUGGAACAGGCUACCAGAUGUGAAAAAGGUUCUUACUCCAGAUGGUGUGUUGAAAAUAUUCCAUUACUAAUGUUUCUAUUUUUUGUGUUACAUCAUUUAAUGCUUUCUGGAAAUUUUUAUGGCUUAGAAAUUCAGCAUGAGAUUUUUUGGGGGUUAUAAUGUUGGUCCAGGGAUUUUUUGGGGUUUGGUUUUUUGCCCCCAUUCAAUCAUCCCUGUCCCUUGAAAUCUGGAGUACCCCCCUAAGGUAAUAGAGUUGUAUUGUGCAAUGUGUGAAGCUGUUUUAGAUUAAAAUCAGCUGCUACUUGGAAAAUAUUGUGAUAUUAAAUGUGUCUGACUCUGUAGGAAAGGAGAUGUGUUUCGGAAAGGAGAUUAACAGUGAUGUACUUAAACUUGUUAAAGAUGAGAUGAAUACAUUAGUGACAUCUGUUGAGGUAAACAAGGAUGCCUGGAUGCAGGAUCAUAAGGGACUGAAAGAAAACCUUUGCAAAUUGNAAAUAUUGUGAUAUUAAAUGUGUCUGACUCUGUAGGAAAGGAGAUGUGUUUCAGAAAGGAGAUUAACAGUGAUGUACUUAAACUUGUUAAAGAUGAGAUGAAUACAUUAGUGACAUCUGUUGAGGUAAACAAGGAUGCCUGGAUGCAGGAUCAUAAGGGACUGAAAGAAAACCUUUGCAAAUUGACACAGCUGUUUGGGCUUGAAAUCCAAAGGCUGGAAGCUAAACAUGUAGCUUUAGAAAGCAGUCUUAAAGAACUCAAAGGGGAUCAGGCAAAGAUCACCGAAUCGCUGGUAGGAAACAAAACUGCAACCAAAUCAAAUGCAUCUUUGAUCAAAGAAGUGAAAGGAACUCUUGAGGAGCAACAGAGAGGCCUUCUAAGCCGACAAGAUGUCCUGGAAAAAAUAGUGACUGGUUUAGCACAAGGCGUGGAUAAGCUGAUUUCAAAGAGAAAUCUCUUCUUCAAAACUGGUAAUGGUUUCAGUAAAAAUGUUCAAAAUGUUUAUGGACACACCCUACUCCAUUUAUAAGUGUAUUUGAAUAUGAUAUUAAACGAUUUUUUAUUUAUUUAUUGGAUGAUGUUAUGUCCGGAAUAAUCAAGGUCGAGGUAAUAAUCAAAUAAUCAAAGACUGAGGCUGAUAACACUUACCGAGACCUUGACUAUUUACAGUUUGGAGCAUAAAUUCUUUAGAGUGAUUUUACUUGAACAGUGAAAUAGGUAGUAGAAUUACUAUGCAAUGUUAUGCACUAAUUUUAUUGUCGUCUUUUCUUUACCUCUCGCUAUUUUCACCUAUUUGUUAGUUUCACGGUUCAAGUAAAAUCACUCUUAAGAGCUUCAAGUGAUGAGCUUAUAUAUGCAAUUUUAAAACACGAUUACAUAUUAAUUAAUUCGACCAUUUCUAAGCAUUUAUUUGUAAAUGUCUUUGCUUCCAUUUAACAGGACUUGUGUGGAAAAUCCCUCUUGCUGUUUUACUUGUUUUUCUGCUAGUCUUCUUGUAUGAACACUACACUAGGGGAUCUAUGCUUUGUUACUGGUAUUGUCACAGAGGCUCGCUAAAAGAAGGUCAAACUUUGUCUUUUGUCUUCACCACUCAUGACCGACAGGUACGAACAUUUCUAUGAUUAUUUGGGUAUGUGCUUUUUUCUUAUUAUUUUAACUCUUGCCAGAACACUAGGGUGCAGUCUGGAACACUGGGUAUAGAAAAUCACAUUUUGGGAAGCAUGCCUAACACAUCCCAACGGCAGAAAUACUCCCUCCCCUCAAACAGGAGUCGUAAAGCAUUGAUCCUAUCCAGCGGCAUAUCCUUACUGGUCUCUUACUUUGAGGAGACCCAUUUACCCCUUGGUUGGUACCAGUUAAGACUUCGUCACUUCUCUACUAACCUGAGAUCAGGCCCAAUUUGAGCGGUUCUCAUACAUUCUCUCUGGUCCCCGUUCAAAACCGUACAAAUCUUACUUCACUACCUAGUUAAACUCAACAGCCAUUAUAAUUUACUGUCAAAUGUUUCAUCUUUCAUUCAUGUAAGUAUUACUGACAAUCAAUGCACAAUUACAUAGCAUCAACUUGCAAGCUAGUUAUCGUUAGUGUCAAGUUUUAAACUAGUUUUUGUUAGUGUCAACUUUUAAGAUAGUUGUUGUUAUUGUCAACAUAUAAGCACCAUUUAUUGUGCUGUCUUUAUGUAAUUUACUGUCUGUAAGUACCUGUUUUUGUUGAGACUGCAAAAAAAGGAUUUCGUCACUUCAUGUUCAAGAUGACUUGAAGUGCUCAGAAAACUUAACUAUUUCUGAAAAAUGGGACAAAUUUAUUCUAACGCCUGCCUUGGUUUUUGUUAAGAAACUUACAGUGCAUGAGAAUUAAAAAAAAAAGGGAACAAGCAAAAUCAUGAUCUUCUUUUUCAAAAUAUAUCCAUUUUCAUUUGACCAUUUUUGAAAGUCAAGGUUACAGGAGAUUCCCUGACAACUAACAAAAAAAAAGUUUUGAUAAAAAAAAAAUCACUGGGCUGACAUGUCAUAUUUGAGUCUUGUCUUAAGUAUUAGUCCUGGCUGAAAAGCCAAUGAGAUCCGUUAUUAAGGGAGUUGUUACUUAUAUGCUUUUUGAUGAUUACAGACACCAACAGUAAAUGGAGUUGAGUUCAGUUGGAAGGAUGUUAAAAAGAAACUGAAUCUCUCCUCUGAUCCCCUCUAUGCACCAGGUACUACCGUAAACAAUCAAUAAAUUGUCCUGUUUUUUAGCAAAGACUAGAUUUGGCGUUUGCCAAAAAAUUGAAAAUUUUGUUACCACCAAUUUUUCAUUUUUAUAACCUUGUUCACACCUGAGACAUGAAAUUUUUCGAGUUACUAGAGAAGUCAAUUAAAGGAACUUCAGUUGGUCAUGUUAGCAAUUUGUCACCUGACCAGAAAUUGCAAAUUGUAGGCCUCAAAAUCUACUCAACAGAAUCUUUGAAUUUUGGUGACACUUGAGAAAUUUUGGUGGGUGAAAAAAGGAAAAUCAAAACAAAAUUUUCCAUACUGCAAACAGGGUUUUAUUAAGGGGGAGGCAUUACCAAGGCCUCACCCCUCCCCCAGAUGUAAAUAGGGGUAGCAAAAAGUGGAUGACAUUUAAAGGCAUGUACACAGGUCAAAGUUGAAGUAAAAGUGUUAUUCUUCAAAUAGCAGUUGUCAUCCGUUGAGUUGUACUUUUGCUAUUUUUUUAGGUAAUUGCGCUAUUUCUUCUUUGCAAAAUGUGUGAAAUUUUCUGCCAUUUUCUCUAAGUCUAAAAAAACAGCUGGCCUAAUGUAACCUUUCCCCAUGGUUUCUUGGUUCCAUCCCUUUUUUGGUGGAUAUACUGCACUACUGACAUCAUUUUACAGUAUAUUGCAAACAUCGUCCAAAUUUGGACAUCAUAGCUGGUUAUAAUUAGCCAGGGGAUCUAAGCCUAUCAAAAAUAGAGAAAUAUUUUGAACCAGGGCACACGCCAAAGGAACAUUAUUUAUAACUCCAUAAAAUUAAUCUUGUGUUGGUUCUUUUUUCAAGGUGUUCGCUACUACCUCAACAUAGAUCGCUGUGCAUUCGGUGGCGUAAUAGCUGUUCGCUCCUCAUUAGACAACACACCUCAGGUCCGAGGUGCAGAGGUGUUUGCUGUGACUACCGAUUGCUCUGUGUUUUAUGAAGAGGAUGGAUAUUGGAAACCUUACCAAAGUGCACGGAGAAUCCAAUGCAUGAGGUCAAAUCGAUUAAUUUCGAGUCAGGAAUGUUGCAACCAAUAUUAAAGCAAAAAGGUGAAGGAUGUGUGCGUUGGCAGAAGUGGGC